Messenger RNA from Zootoca vivipara (common lizard), 2857 nucleotides. RefSeq names its product transcription factor AP-4 (gene TFAP4). Gene Ontology annotation, molecular function: protein dimerization activity; RNA polymerase II cis-regulatory region sequence-specific DNA binding; DNA-binding transcription factor activity, RNA polymerase II-specific. The record is from RefSeq and is a predicted model, not a curated record. NCBI's taxonomy places the organism in Eukaryota, Metazoa, Chordata, Lepidosauria, Squamata, Lacertidae. Gene Ontology annotation, biological process: regulation of transcription by RNA polymerase II. Gene Ontology annotation, cellular component: nucleus.
GGCUGGCGGAGGCGGCGCCGGCGGGGAGGGAGCGCUGCGCUCGCACCAGCUGUUUCCCGCCUUGAGGAGACGCGCACAGAGGAGCCGGAGCCGCACGGAGGAGCGAGCGAGCCGAGAAGGAGCGGCGCCGCCGGGCGGGGGACGGACACGCACGCGCCGCCGCGCACCCACACGCGCCCGCGCACCCACGCACACGCGGAGCCCCCUCGCCGCCUGCCCGCCCGCUCGCUCCCGGCCCCGAUCCCCGCGGGCGCCGCUCCCCUCCCUCCCUCCCUCCCUCCGCCUCCCGCGCGCCCCGGCCGGGCAUGGAGUACUUCAUGGUCCCCGCGCAGAAGGUGCCGUCGCUGCAGCACUUCAGGAAAUCCGAGAAGGAGGUGAUCGGCGGGCUGUGCAGCCUGGCCAACAUCCCACUGACCCCAGAGACGCAGAGGGACCAAGAGCGGCGGAUACGCAGGGAGAUCGCCAACAGCAAUGAGCGGCGCCGCAUGCAAAGCAUCAAUGCAGGGUUCCAGUCGCUGAAGACCCUCAUCCCACACACGGAUGGGGAGAAGCUCAGCAAGGCAGCGAUUCUCCAGCAGACGGCAGAGUACAUCUUCUCUUUGGAACAGGAGAAGACACGUUUGCUGCAGCAGAACGCCCAGCUCAAGAGGUUCAUCCAGGAGUUCAGCGGCUCCUCCCCAAAGCGGCGGAGGGCGGAGGACAAAGACGAGGGCAUCGGGUCCCCAGACAUUUGGGAGGACGAGAAGGCCGAGGACCUCCGCCGGGAGAUGAUUGAGCUGCGCCAACAGCUGGACAAGGAGCGCUCUGUCCGCCUGAUGCUGGAGGAGCAGGUGCGCUCCUUAGAGGCCCACAUGUACCCCGAGAAGCUGAAGGUGAUUGCGCAGCAGGUUCAGCUCCAGCAGCAGCAGCAGCAGGAACAGGUGAGGCUCCUGCGCCAGGAGACACCUGAGCACCAGCAGCAGGGCCGCCCCCAGCUCUUGUCGGCAAACGGCCCCCCAGCCCCCACCCACCACCCGACUGUGAUCGUGCCUGCGCCACUGCCACCCUCUCACCACGUCACCGUGGUAACCAUGGGCCCGUCCUCCGUGAUCAACACUAUCUCCACAUCCAGGCAGAAUCUGGAUACCAUCGUUCAGGCAAUCCAGCACAUCGAGGGGACACAGGAGAAGCGGCUGCUGGAGGAGGAAGAGGAGGAGGAGUGCCGUGGUGCCGUCAUUGUGACCCCUGCGCGGACCGGCCUGGAGCCCUCCAACUCAGACACGGCCUCCGACUCUGAGGCGGAUGACAGCGACUCCAUGGAGCACAGCAAGGCCGAGAUGCCCUGACCCCCACCUGGCCGCGGGGGGCGGGCAGGCGGGGCAGGGUGUGGGUGAGGGGACUUCAGAGAAACUUGCGUUGAAUUCUUUUACAAAAUACCAUGGAAUUCGGGUCUCUUUUAUGACCUUUCGAUACUGUAAAUGGGAGCGUUAGAACCUGCAGGGGCCGAAUCCUUGCCCUCUUCAAAGCCAAGGGGGAGGGGGGGCGGAGGGGAGGGGGCAGCAGUGCGGUGGUUUUCAGAGUGCCUGGCCUGCAUACGACAGUAUGGGCCAGGUCUGGAACUCGGAGCCCCAAAUACUCAGGGGGGAACGUUCAUAUAAUUUGCCUACGGCCACGCAGUGGCGGGUGCCCCCCCCCAUCUACUGGCACCCUCCUAGGCCCUGCUGGGUUGCCUUGCCUCCCCAGUCGUCCCCCUCCCCAAAUCUCUGGGAUAGACUUCUCUGUUUUCUCCCUGCUAGUUGGCCUUGCAAGGACUGCCUCCCCACAGGCUGUGCCCGGGGCUCGGUUCCUCGGCAUCCCCCCCAGGGGAGGCAAAAGGGCCCAAGGGGGUGAUGGAAGGCCUGCCCGUAGCAGGGCCGGUACCCACGCUGCCACCCUGGGGGGCCCUGCCUGCAGCCCCCUCCUGCAUCACGGGACGGCGGGCUUCCCUCCGUUCUCAGGGGGCCAGUUCAGGCUUCUGGCCUUAGUGGCAGUCUGGGUGGGGGGUGUUCCUUUUCAAAGAUGACGCCGUUUCUGAGGGGUGGGCCGCAGCCUGCCACGUUGGCCACUUUGGGCCCCCACCCCCCGUGGCUUCUUUCCUCCUUUUUUUCGAAGCACUUAAUCUGUUCCGUGGGUCCGACUGGGUCAUGAGGGCGUGCGUGUUCUGUGAUCGUUGCUUUUUGUUGCGUCCUUCCCCGUUCCCCCCCCCCCCAGCUUCCCCCAAUUUGGCUAGAGGCCUAGGCCAGUGUUGUUUAGGGCUGUUGGUAUUUGGUAGGUUCCUCCCCAGCCGCAGCUGUUCUUCAGUUCUUUCAUUUUUUAUAUGGUUUUUCUGUUUUGUUUUUGUUCUUUUUUUCUCUUUUUUUACAGUUUUCGGGUCUUCGUGUUCAUUGAGAUGCUAUUAUAUUUUGUUAAGAAAGUGGGAAAAAUGAGGCUUGUGCCUUUGUAAAGAAACAAAAUAAAGUUUGUACUUUGUUUUUUAGCUGUCUUUGUCUGGGGUCUUGGUCUUUGGGCUGCAUCUUCUCUAAUUAUUAUUAGAAUUCAUUACUCACCUUUCGCCCUAAGCCUCAGGACAGGGUUACACCAAAUUAUUAUUAUUAUUGUCUAUAUAAAUAAAAAUGUAAAUGUCCGUUCGUUACCCAUCUAUGCGCUCCAAAAGUACUUGACGAAUUGCUUUGAAAUUUUCACACAAUGUUGCAUUCGCAUAGAGGAGCGUUUUUAUAUACGUAGAUUACAUAGAUGUCUCACCUGUGACCUUUUUUAGAAAAACCUUCUCGCAAAGUUAGUUGUAUUACCAUCUGCUGGAUGUCAAAGAAGCACAGCUGAGGAUCCCUUCGGCUGCUGC